ACCACGAUUAUAAGAAAGAGUGAGGUUUGUUAUCAAAUGUCCACCUUUUAUAAUUUCUUUUCUAUCAAGCAAGCAGGAAUAAUUGUAUCCAAUAUUGUUUGUGUUUGGUCUCGGGAAUCGCAAUGGAUGAGAGAAUGAGGGAUGUUGCUGAAACGGGUGACAUUGAAGCCCUGUAUGCACUAAUUCAGGAGAAUUCAUUUGUUUUAGAGAGCUUUGACAGAUUUCCUUUCGUUGACACUCCACUACAUAUAGCAGCCUCUAAAGGGCACAUUGAUUUUGCUAUGGAAAUGAUGAACUUAAAGCCAUCAUAUGCAAGGAAGCUAAACCCAGCUGGGCAAAGCCCCAUGCAUCUUGCCCUGUUAAAUUGCCAAAUUCAUGUAGUACGUGAGCUCCUCAAAGUUGAUAAAGAUCUUGUCCGUGUCAAAGGGAGGGGCAGUUUGACUCCUCUGCAUUAUGCAGUGGAGAAGGGGAACCUGGAUCUUAUAGCUGAAUUUCUUGAGGCUUGCCCCGAAUGCAUUACAGAUGUGACCAUUCAAGGCCAGAAUGCCAUACAUAUUGCGAUAAGCAACAAUAACUUUGAAACUCUGGAACUUCUGGUUUGUUGGCUUGAAAAGAUCACUCACAAAGAUGCUGACAUUUGGAAUAAACAAGUCCUCAACGGAAUAGAUCGGGGAGGAAACACAGCUCUACAUAUAGCUGCAUCCAUUAAUCAUCCUCGGAUGGUAGGAUUAUUAUUAGAAAGUAAGAUGAUCUCCAAGAACGAAGUCAAUUUGAACGACCAUUCAGCUUUGGAUAUGUUAUCCGGCCAAGUUAACAAAAGCGAAACUGCAAACAUUCUUCGUCAAGCUGGAUGUCUAGAAGCUAAAAGAAUUCCUGCGCGUCAAACAUUAGCAGAGUCAUUGAGAACAAGAAUGUCUUGGUCACAGAAAUUACGAAGAACAAUGGUGCGGCAGAAUAACAUGAUAUCUAGUGACAUGAGGAAUGCUAUGCUGGUAGUAGCUGUACUGAUCCUAACAGCUACCUACCAAACAUGUCUUAGUCCACCUGGAGGUGUUUGGCAGGGUAACUUAGGCGACAACGAUUCUGGAAACUCAACGUCGACGGAACCUGCCACUCCCUCAAGUCUACCCAAUCUCCGAAACAGGCAGUUCAGCUUGCCUUCUUUCCAAGCCACUAAUGCCACUAAUGCCACUGAAAGUAAGGUCGGGCUCUCAGUCAUGACCACACCUAAUUUUAUAUACUUAUAUCUUAUAAACACUGCAACCUUCUUGACUACAACAAGCGUAGUGUUUCUCCUACUUCCUAAUAAUACAAUAAACCUGCUUACCUUACCAGUCAUGUUAUUCAUUCUCUGCUACUUGCUGUCAAUGAUGUACCUAGCUCCAUUUCCAUUUCCAAUUCCAUUUUCCUCUCUGCUUCAACCAUUUGCACCUAUUAUUGUUGCCACUCUGCUCUUCCUUGUUGUGUGUUUGCCUAAGUUUUUCAAUCUUAAUCUCCAAUCUUAAGGGGCUAGUUUGAAUGUUUCUGAUUAUUAAGAUUAAUGCAUGUUAAUUUUCUUUUUGGGUCAGCAUUAUGCAUGUUUUCUUGUAUAAGAACUUUGAUCAUCAAAAUGAAAGUUAUCGCACGCUUGUAUUUGCAUUUUGCUUAUUACUAGAUAUCUUCUUAACUAAUAUGCUACUUUUCAUGUUGAGUACUUUUUAUCUCCUGAAUCAUGAAUAGACCAUGAUGUUCCCA
Molecule: messenger RNA, 1734 nt
Organism: Rubroshorea leprosula
Lineage: Eukaryota; Viridiplantae; Streptophyta; Magnoliopsida; Malvales; Dipterocarpaceae
Source: the annotation of a GenBank genome assembly